Molecule: messenger RNA, 2042 nt
Organism: Perca fluviatilis (European perch)
Lineage: Eukaryota; Metazoa; Chordata; Actinopteri; Perciformes; Percidae
Product: LIM/homeobox protein Lhx8
Exons: 8
Coding region: 236-1240 (334 amino acids)
Biological process (GO): regulation of transcription by RNA polymerase II; neuron differentiation; forebrain neuron development
Cellular component (GO): nucleus
Molecular function (GO): DNA-binding transcription factor activity, RNA polymerase II-specific; RNA polymerase II transcription regulatory region sequence-specific DNA binding
Source: RefSeq, a predicted model, not a curated record
ACAAAUGCGGAUCUCAAGAACAUAAUGCACACAGGAUAGGUAUUAGCUCGAGUGUUGUCUGUUUACGUACGUAAUGUCUAUCCCUCUCUUUUUAAAUGUCGUUUUGGUAAUCGCCGGCGUUGUCAUGGUGAGAAGUGAAAGGCAUGAUAUUUAUGGGAAGGAGCAGGGGGGCAUUUAAGGCAGCUGCGACGGUCGGACAGAGCUGCGUCCUCUUCCCGCCGUGUAUCUUCUCGUCAUGUGUGAAGAUUGCAAAGGAGACGAAGAGCUGCUAGGCGCGUGCACUGAGGACAGGAGAGACAUUAUGGGCGCGUCGGUGGAAGUUCUGGAUGAAGACGCGUCGUCGCUGCGGGCGAUGGCAUCUGCGCCUCUGUCAGGUAGCGCUGUGUGCGCGAGCUGCAACGAGGAAAUUGUGGAUAAAUAUUUAUUAAAGGUUAACGACUUGUGCUGGCAUGUGCGUUGUCUCUCCUGCAGCGUCUGCCAGACUUCACUUGGCAGCCACGCGAGCUGUUACAUCAAACAAAAAGAAGUUUUCUGUAAACUGGAUUACUUUAGAAGAUACGGCACGUGGUGCGCGUGCUGCGGCCGGACCAUCCACUCCACGGACUGGGUCCGCCGGGCCAAGGGCAACGUCUACCACCUGGCCUGCUUCGCCUGCUUCUCCUGCAAGAGACAGCUGUCCACCGGGGAGGAGUUCGCUCUGGUGGAGGAGAAGGUGCUCUGCAGGGUCCACUACGACUGCAUGCUGGACAACCUCAAGCGGGCCGCGGAGAAAGGAAACAGUGUUAACAUGGACGGGGCUGUGCCCACUGAACAGGAGAUCAACCAGCCAAAACCCUCCAAGAGAGCACGGACCAGCUUCACUGCCGACCAGCUGCAGGUGAUGCAGGCCCAGUUUGCUCAGGACAACAAUCCAGACGCCCAAACGCUGCAGAAACUGGCGGAGCAGACGGGCCUCAGUCGAAGAGUCAUACAGGUCUGGUUCCAGAACUGCAGAGCGCGCCACAAGAAGCACGUGAGCCCCAACCACACGUCCAGCACCCCCCUGACCUCCCUGCAGUCCAGCCGCCUCUCGCAGCCCACCCCGACCCCCGAGGAGCUGCAGUACACAGCGUACGGAGGCCCGGAGGGAUCAAUGCUCUCUGCACUACACUCCUUCAUAGACAUACACUCCCCUCCAUCCAUGUUUCAACCGCUGCUGCCAGCCCACGCCAUGACCUCCCUGCCUGUGUCUCACGCCUGAGCGCCGCCCGCCCCGCCCCCACACACACACACACACACACACACACACACACACACACACACACACACACACACACACACACACACACACACACACAAAUCAACCAGCGGUCGUCAUUAGCAGUAUUCAGAUCUCCACAUUUCCUUUACUUCAACUGUCAGUAAUUCAUUAAAUGUUGACAUUCUUUGAAAACACUAAAUUCACGGUAGAGCAUAUAACGGAGGACUAUUAUUUGUUCUGUAUAAUGUGGAAUUGGAAAGGUUUUAUUGUACCUCAUUGGAUUGUGACAUAUGACAUUAUAGAUUUAUAUUUGUUUGUGUAGUUGGUGACACAGUUUGACCGUGCUCCUCUAGUGAACACCACCACACCCCCCUCCCACCCCAUGUCAACUCAUUAUGAAGGUGAACUUGAAAUUGUUUGUAUAGCAGUGUUUGGAUAUUGCAAUUUUAUUUAUUUAUUGUAUGUGAAGUCUGUUUUGAAAAUAAAUGUCUAAUUUCACAAACCCGGAAUGAAUGAAUGAAUACCGAUAGCUUACUGGUCAGAUCCAGUGACAGCUGACAUGCUGCAGUGUUAAGAGCUGAAUGGGCAGGUUUAAAAAUUGGAAAUGCAUUGUAGAAAAACUAUUUAUUGAUGAAAACACAAGUACAAAAAAAUCUAUAUUUGAAGGCAAUAUAUUCUGUUAAAACACACAUGCAAUUUUUACUGUAUAAAUAAAAUAUAUGGAGGCAUUUAUACUGUCAGCUUUCUGCACAAAUGCACAAUAAAUAAAAACAGUUUGGAGUAUGGACAGGUUUGAGCACUG